Gryllus bimaculatus (two-spotted cricket) is the source of this 585-nucleotide messenger RNA. NCBI's taxonomy places the organism in Eukaryota, Metazoa, Arthropoda, Insecta, Orthoptera, Gryllidae. The record is from the annotation of a GenBank genome assembly.
CUUCGCAGGCACCGCGUGCGGCCCCAUGACCAAUCAAAAGCUUGAGGAGACGUGGGGGAGCAUUUUAACGCUGCGGCCAGCGCUUCGCGCCCGUCAUAUGUUCCAUGGCUUGGAGAAAGUGGUAUGGAGGGAAGGCAGAAUCUCGCUGACUACAGGGGGGCCAACACCAUGGGAGCCGACUCGCCGCCCGCCCCGCGCAAGGCGGCGCUGUGCUUGCUCUCUGCCUGGCGUUUUGGCGGCGCUGAGCGCUCCCCGUUGCGCGGCCGCGCCGCCUCCUCCACGCCCUCCGCCGCCGCCGCCCGGCUCGCCCGCCCCCGCGCCCUCCUCACCCGGCCCCCGCUGGCGGAGUGGCUGGGUGGCGGGACGGUGGGGGCGGGGGCGAGGAGGCAAGCCGGAGGCCGAGGAGGGCGCGGGGGCGGGCGAGGCGGCGGCGGCGGAGGCGGUGGAGGAGGGCGCGGCACGCGCCACGGGAGCGCUCAGCGCCGCCAACGCCAGGCAGAGCAAGCACAGCGCCGCCGCUGCGCGGGGCGGGCGGCGAGUCGGCUCCAUGGUGUUGGCCCCCCUGCACACACGCGCAACACGUGA